Molecule: messenger RNA, 818 nt
Organism: Trichogramma pretiosum
Lineage: Eukaryota; Metazoa; Arthropoda; Insecta; Hymenoptera; Trichogrammatidae
Gene: Csl4
Product: exosome complex component CSL4
Exons: 5
Coding region: 121-717 (198 amino acids)
Biological process (GO): RNA processing
Cellular component (GO): cytoplasm; nuclear exosome (RNase complex)
Molecular function (GO): RNA binding
Source: RefSeq, a predicted model, not a curated record
CAUGUUGACUCGAGCUCAAAAAUACAUAACUUAGUUUUGAUUUUGAAAUGUACAUUUGAAGUGACGUUUACUAUUACGAAUUUUAUGUUGACAAAAGAGAAUUAACGUCAAGUGAAAAAGAUGAAUACAAAAGACCCUAUCAUUUGCUCUCCAGGGCAACGACUUUGUCAGGCAAACAAACAAUACAUUGCUGGACAAGGGACAUACGAAGAACUUGGGUAUAUAUACUCAAAAUUUGCUGGAACUGUAAAAGUCAUAGAGAAAGAUGAAACAUAUACAAUUGAGGCGCAUGGACUGCCAGACCCGACCAUUGUUCCGGCUCCAGGAGAUAUUAUAACUGCAUUGGUAACAUUAGUUAAUCAAAGAUUUGCCAAAUGCGACAUAAAAUGUGUAGGAGAUGUUACAUUAAGCAAAAAGUACAGAGGUAUUUUAAGAAGAGAAGAAGUCAGAGCCACAGAAAAAGAUAGAAUUGAGAUGUACAAAUCCUUUCGACCAGGGGACAUAAUCCUUGCUCGAGUUCUACCAAUGACUGAAGCACACACAUUUCAACUUACAACUGCUGAAGAUGAACUAGGAGUUGUUAUUGCCGAGAGCGCCGAAGGAGCACAAAUGGUCCCUGUAAGUUGGACAGAAAUGCAGUGUUCCAAAACAUCCAUCAGAGAACCUAGAAAGGUGGCAAAAGUUGUGCCGGAAGAUGUAGCUCUAGGAAAAAAAUAAAAUUACUGCAUGCAUCAAUUGUACAUAGUUGAACGUAAAGAGUAGAUUUUACUUUUUUAAAUUGUCAAACAACGAAAAUAAACAUUGAAUUACUUUUGUAA